Molecule: messenger RNA, 1938 nt
Organism: Clavispora lusitaniae ATCC 42720
Lineage: Eukaryota; Fungi; Ascomycota; Pichiomycetes; Serinales; Metschnikowiaceae
Gene: KNS1
Product: serine/threonine protein kinase
Biological process (GO): regulation of RNA splicing; protein phosphorylation
Cellular component (GO): nucleus
Molecular function (GO): protein serine/threonine kinase activity; ATP binding
Source: RefSeq, a predicted model, not a curated record
AUGUCUCUCCUCACCAAUAGAAAAAGACCCCGUGGAUUCAGUGAGUCUUUUGAUCUGUCCCGCAAACCUGCAACAAACGAAGGCAUUCAUAAUGCUUCUAAUCAGCUGGUAAAAGCUUUCGAAAACCUUUCAUCCCUGUCAAGCUCAACCUUCAACGAGUCCCCAAACUUGAAUCUCAACAUGAAUCUUUCAACUAGUCAUGACAACUGUGGUCCCUAUGAUAAGAAUCUGUAUCUUGCUGGCGAUGAUAAUGGAAACGCUAUCUUAGAGGAACAAGAAGAUGAUUAUUAUGACGAAAAUGGAGAUAUAUUUGAUAAUGAUGUCAUUUUCGUGGAAGAAAGAAGACUAAAAAAUCCUCAACGCAUGAGGACUUACCGAAAUAAUUCUGAUCUGGCAGUCUUUUUAGAAAGAGACGUCUUGGAAGCUUACAAUAUGUUUAAUGUGAACAAUCUGCCUCCAACCCUGUCAUUUGAAAUCCAUCAUAACAUGGGUGCUAAAAAGCAGAGAACUAGCUCGCUACCCCAAUUGCCACAAGUCAAAUGCUUUUAUCAAAAACUCCCAAACAAUUAUGUGCAUCAGCAACCCAAAGUUGGAAACAUAAAAACUCAUGUUAUCCCUCAUAAGUUGAAUAUGCCGCCUUGCGAUGAUGAAGAUGGGCACUACAUCAUAAGAAUUAAUGAUGUUUUUGCCAAUCGCUUUGUCAUUCAGAAGUUGUUGGGUCAAGGGACAUUCGGCAAAGUUGUCGCUUGUUAUGACAAACUUAAUCGUGAAACAGUUGCAAUCAAGAUCAUCAGAAACAUACCCAAGUACAGAGAUGCAGCUAAGAUAGAGCUUAGAGUUUUGACAACUUUAAAGCAAUUCGAUAAUGAAAAUAGAAAUCACUGCAUACAUUUGAGGGAAUGUUUUGACUUUAGGGGCCAUAUAUGUAUUGUCACGGACUUGUUGAAGAUUUCUUUGUACGAUUUUAUGGAAAACAACAAGUUCAUCCCCUACCCUGGAUCUCAUAUUCAAGCAAUCUCAAAGCAGUUGAUCCGGUCAGUGACGUAUUUCCAUGAGCUAAACCUCAUACAUACGGAUCUCAAGCCGGAAAACAUUUUGUUGCAUGAUGAUUCCUACCAAAGGAAACCCCUUCAGAGCAACACCAUAAUCACAAGCUACCUCAAUUUGAGUAGUGUGGAGCCGAGAAAGAAGCAAAAGGUGCCAAAGUACGUCAGAGUCUUGAAUAACCCUUUAAUUCAGAUCAUUGACUUCGGUUCAGCAAUAUUUGACGAUGAAUACCACUCAUCUAUAGUAUCAACGAGACACUAUAGAGCUCCCGAAAUCGUGUUAGGGGUAGGCUGGUCUUUUCCUUGCGAUAUGUGGUCCAUCGGGUGUAUUUUGGUGGAGCUUGUGAUAGGUGAGCCGAUCUUUAGAACUCACGAUAAUUUAGAGCAUCUAGCCAUGAUUGAGAAAAUUGUUGGCUCGAAAAUUGACAAGGAGAUGGUUCGUUUCUCAAAGCAGAUGGAUAAUGAGUGUGGUUUAAAAUAUUUCACCAACGAUUACAGAAGACCAAACUCAGAAGGAAGUGAUUUUGAAGAUGAUGAUUUGGAUGACGAUGUUAUCAUUGAUGAUGAGUCGACAGAAGAUAACUCGCUUACGCUCAUGUUUCCAACCCCUUCCACCCCUGAAAAGUUUAUCCGAAGUGUGGACCAGCUUUCGCGCAUUGAUCUAUUUAUUAGUGAGCGCAUAGGGCUAGUUAUUGACUUUGACUACUCGCUCAGCGAGAACUUCCAAAAUAACCAACACUUAAUCAACUUUGGAAAUUUUACUUUUUGGUGGUUUUUCAUUGAUUUACUACGCAAGCUUUUUGUGAUAAACCCAAGGGAGCGAAUCACAGCGCUAGAGGCGCUUGAGCAUCCAUGGUUCAACUUAGGUAUUGAGGACGAAGGUACGUUAUGA